GGGGUGAAAAUUCUAGGGUUUCGACUUUGGACCAUGCCUGGUGUUGACGAUUCCAAGGUGCGGUUGAGAGAUCCGGCGGAGAUCGAAUCUCCAGAACGGAAGAUAGAGACAAAAUCAGAAGAUCGUCCACCAAAUUCCUUCUACUUCGGCGGUAAACUACUCCGCGUAGGCGAACCCAACGAUGAGGAAUGUUUUAGACAGGCCAAACUCUUUUCCAAACAGUUUGGUGAUAGCGAGGGUUUUGAUGUGGACUGGGACAGUUUUGACUACGUGUUCUCUGUCGUCAAUUUCUACUGGCAACCACAACUUGAUGAUAGGAUGACCAAUGACGAGCUGCUCAAACAACUCAUACGAGCAGCCAUUGAAGAAUACGAUGAUGAUAACGGAACAGAGCUUGAGCUUAUCGAUUAUGUAGGUGCCAAUAUGGCACCGUGCAAGGGUAUUAUGUAUUACAUAACAUUUAGGGCCAAAGAUGUUUCCUCAACUAAUCCAGAGCUUUACCAAGCCAAGGUGCGCAAGUUUUGUGAUGAUAUCGCCGUCAAAUUGGUUAGGGAAAAGCCUCACAAAGAAAUUUCAUGAGGACAGUUUAUAUUGUGUUAUGUGCUUCAAAUGGGACAGCUCUUGAGAAUAAUUUGUGGUGGCUUUUUUAAUAAUGUUAUAUGUACUUUGUGUUGUAAUAUCACAGCUCUUGGUCGUUAACUACUUUGUCUUGUAUGACAUGUCUUUGCCAAAAUCCAACCAA
This is a messenger RNA of Capsella rubella, 742 nucleotides long. RefSeq lists its product as uncharacterized. NCBI's taxonomy places the organism in Eukaryota, Viridiplantae, Streptophyta, Magnoliopsida, Brassicales, Brassicaceae. The coding region runs from base 34 to 579 and encodes 181 amino acids. The record is from RefSeq and is a predicted model, not a curated record. Gene Ontology annotation, molecular function: cysteine-type endopeptidase inhibitor activity. The transcript is spliced from 4 exons.